CCAAACAAAAAUAAUUAAUAAAAAAAAAAAUAAACAUCAAAACUAGUAUAAGAGUGCCACAUACCCUCCUGCUUGCUUUUCACCUCUGCGUCUGUUUCAGCCGUUAAAAUUUAUCCCCAUCACCAAAAAACUUCAACAAUUUCAUACCCAGAUGGCGGAUCGGAUGGAAAUGUAUAGCAUGGAUGACGCUCUUUUGAGCUUAGGUUUUGGGAAAUUCCAAUCCUUGAUUCUACUUUAUGCUGGACUAGGAUGGAUUUCAGAAGCUAUGGAAGUGAUGAUUCUUUCGUUUGUUGGACCAGCUGUACAAACUGAAUGGAAUCUUUCUUCAGAGCAAGAGAGCCUUAUCACAACUGUAGUGUUUGCAGGCAUGCUUGUUGGGGCAUAUUCUUGGGGUCUAGUUUCAGAUAGAUAUGGAAGAAGGAAAGGGUUUUUGGCUACAGCGAUGAUUACUUCCAUAGCUGGUCUUCUAAGUGCAGUUGCUCCUAAUUACAUUACAUUGCUAAUAUGCCGUUGUUUUGUUGGCAUUGGUGUGGGAGGUGGUCCUGUAUUAUUAGCUUGGUUUUUAGAGUUUGUGCCUGCACCGAGGAGGGGCACUUGGAUGAUUAUUUUCCAAGGGUUUUGGACUAUUGGCACAGUUAUAGAGGCUGGCAUAGCAUGGAUUGUUAUGCCAAGGUUGGGAUGGAGGUGGCUGCUUGCUUUCUCAGCAGUGCCCGCAUUUCUUUUGCUUGUCUUUUAUUUUGUGGUUCCUGAAUCCCCAAGGUAUUUGUGCCUGAAGGGUGACAAACAGGGUGCCAUGCAUAUUUUGGAGAAUGUAGCGAAAUUUAAUAAAUCAGCGCUGCCAACUGGUGUUCUUUGCACUGAUGUCGAAAUUGAGCAGUUAAGUGGUGUUCCUCCAGAGCGUAAACCAUUGUUACCAAGUGUGCAAGCAGGAGUUGCACCUCCUCCCAAUCAGGAUGAUACUACCACGGGGAUUAUUCAAUCAUUGUCAAUGCUUCUUUCACCAAAAUUAAUUAGGUCAACUUUGCUCUUGUGGGUAGUAUUUUUCGGAAAUGCCUUUACUUACUAUGGUCUUGUACUGUUGACCACCGAAUUAAACAAGGACAGUACAUGUUAUCUAAGGAAAAUUGGCUCACCAGAUUCUGCCAAUGUAAAUUAUAGAAAUGUCUUUAUUACUAGCUUUGCUGAGAUUCCGGGCGUUGUCCUAGCUGCUGUCAUUGUUGAUAGACUUGGUCGUAAAGGUUCCAUGGCAGCUUUGCUCUUGUUAACUUUCGUCUUCAUGUUGCCACUGAUGCACCAUCAGUCAGACGGUCUAACAACGGCUUUGCUCUUUGGAGCUCGAGCAUGUAUUAUGGGAUCCUUCACACUCAUGUUUUUAUAUGCUCCAGAGAUAUACCCAACAGUUGUGAGGAGUACCGGUGUUGGACUUGGGAGUUCGAUGGCUAGAAUUGGUGGAAUGAUUGCCCCAAUCGUGGCUAUUAGCUUAAUUCAUGGAUGUCAUCAAUUUCUUUCCAUUAUCCUUUUCCUUGGUGUGGUAUUACUUUCUGGUAUUUGUGUCAUGUUGUUCCCAAUCGAAACCAUGGGUCGGGAGUUGACUGAUAGUUUUUUCGACAGUAGUACAUAUGAAAGGCUAGUUGCCUAAAUCUACAUGUAAUCUAUUUAUUUCAUAUCUUUCUUCUUCGUCGUGAAAGCCAAUGAGGUCGUGGCCUAGUUGUCAAGACUGAGGUCUUGGACACAUUAGGUUCCAGAUUUCAAUUUGUUGUCUUGUCUCUCCUAUUUAUUCUAUGGAUCACUUUGUAAUGAAUUUUGAUCUCUUUGUACUGAUUUUUUACAUCUAUAUCCAAUAAAAAAGAAAAAGAAAGAAUAUCUUCGUUUCUAGUAGUA
Molecule: messenger RNA, 1881 nt
Organism: Chenopodium quinoa (quinoa)
Lineage: Eukaryota; Viridiplantae; Streptophyta; Magnoliopsida; Caryophyllales; Amaranthaceae
Product: organic cation/carnitine transporter 7-like
Exons: 6
Coding region: 152-1639 (495 amino acids)
Biological process (GO): transmembrane transport
Cellular component (GO): membrane
Molecular function (GO): transmembrane transporter activity
Source: RefSeq, a predicted model, not a curated record